AUGUCAUUGAACGGAAAAACAUCUCAAGUAGCCGUGGUUUGUCAUGGUGGUAAUGAUCUUCGAAAUGAGGAUCGAGAAAUUCCUCAACCUAAAGACGGAGAAGUUCAAAUCCAAGUUGCCGUUACUGGAUUAUGUGGAUCUGAUUUACACUACUACUUACACGGAGCCAAUGGUAUAUUCAAGAUCCGUGAACCAUUAGUAUUGGGACACGAAGCCGGUGGAAUUAUCUCCGGUAUCGGACCAAACGUGAAUGAAGAUUUCGGUUUAAAAGUUGGCGAUAAAGUAGCGAUGGAAGUUGGAGUCUCAUGUAAAUCAUGUAAAUCAUGUAGGAAAGGAAGAUACAAUUUAUGUAAAAAUAUGAGAUUCGCAAGUUCAGCUAAAACUUUCCCUCAUCUCGAUGGUACCCUGAGGGAAGUAAUGACCUGGCCUGCUGAAUUGGUUUACAAACUUCCACCAUCACUCGAUCUGGCACUUGCAGCACUUGCCGAACCACUUUCCGUUGUUCUCCACGCUUGGCGACGAGCAGCCCUCCAACCCGGAGCCAAGGUACUUAUCAUCGGAGCUGGAGCAGUCGGUUUAUUAGCAUGCGCAUUGGCAAGAGCAUCAGGUGCCACCUCUGUCGUCGCAGUAGAUAUCGAACAAGGUAAACUUGAUUUCGCCGCUAAACAAGAAUGGGCAACUGGUACUUUCUGUUUACCUAAAGGACCAAGAGUAUCAGGAUUGGAAGCUUUGGAAGUUGCUGAGAAUUCAUGGAAAGCACUCAAAGAAAGUCAAGCUAUUCAAUCAGUUGAAGGAUUAGAAGAUGGUUUCGAUGCUGUAUUCGAAUGUACAGGUGUAGAAAGCUGCAUGCAAAUGGCUCCUAUGGCCGCAGCGAUCGGUACCAAGGUCCUUUUCGUAGGAAUGGGUACUAAAGUACUUUCACUACCUUGUGGACCAUCACUUCUUUCCGAAGUAGAUUUGAUUGGUGUAUUUAGAUACGCCAAUACUUAUCCUGACGCUUUGGGUUUAUUGGCUUCCGGUAAAUUGGGUAACGUAGGUGCUAUGGCAAGUCAUUAUUAUCCAUUGGAAAAUGCUCAAGAAGCUUUCGAAGAUCUCAAGAGAGGUAAAGAUAAAAAUGGUAAAACAGUUAUUAAACCAAUGGUUGGAACUUUGUCUUUAGUCGGAAAAUAA
Kwoniella shivajii is the source of this 1170-nucleotide messenger RNA. RefSeq lists its product as uncharacterized. Gene Ontology annotation, molecular function: zinc ion binding; L-iditol 2-dehydrogenase (NAD+) activity. The record is from RefSeq and is a predicted model, not a curated record. Lineage: Eukaryota; Fungi; Basidiomycota; Tremellomycetes; Tremellales; Cryptococcaceae. The transcript is spliced from 5 exons. Gene Ontology annotation, biological process: D-sorbitol catabolic process. The coding region runs from base 1 to 1170 and encodes 389 amino acids.